AUGACGACGACCAGCAAGCAGCAAGAGAUUGACGAGUUCAUCAAGAUCUGCUAUGAGCUCAAGGAAGAGGUCCUCACGACGAUGAAGACCAAGUACACGAUGCCCCAGGAGGCCAUCGACUGGGUCAACGAGAUGAUCGACUACAACUGCAUUGGCGGCAAGCUGAACCGUGGCAUCAGCGUCAUCCACUGUGCCGAAGCGUUGACGCAGGGCAAGGGCUUGACGCCCGAGGCCCGCAAGAAGGCGGCGAUCCUCGGCUGGUGCAUCGAAUGGCUCCAGGCGUUCUUUCUCGUCGCCGACGACGUCAUGGACGACUCGAUCACGCGCCGUGGCCAGCCGUGCUGGUACCGCAUCCCCAAGGUCAAGCAGAUCGCCAUCAACGACGCGUUCUUGCUCGAGUCGUUUGUCUACCAAAUCCUCAAGACGCACUUCCGCGGCGAGAGCUACUACCUCGACCUCGUCGAGACCUUCCAGGAGGUCAUCUUCCAGACGGAACUUGGCCAGCUUCUCGACUUGACGUCGCAGCCGCUUGACGGCCCGACGAACCUCGACCGCUUCACGAUCGAACGUCACCAGAAGAUUGUCGUCUUCAAGACGGCGUACUACACGUUCUACCUCUCGGCGGCAUCGGCCAUGUUCCUGAGCGGCGUCUCGGACCCGGCGUGCUACACGCUUGCGCAGGAGAUUUGCGUCAAGAUCGGCGAGUAUUUCCAGGUCCAGGACGACUACCUCGACUGCUACGCCGACCCGGAAGUCCUUGGCAAGAUUGGUACGGACAUCCAGGACAACAAGUGCAGCUGGCUCGUCGUCCAAGCGCUGGCCCGCGCGACGCCCGAGCAGCGUGCAGUCAUCAAGGAGCACUAUGGCAAGAACAACGAGGCGUCGAUUGCCGUCAUCAAGGCGCUCUACGUCUCGCUCGACCUCGAGGGCGUCUACCGCAAGUACGAAAACGAGAGCUACGACGAGCUUUGCAAGCUCAUCGGCGCCGUCAACAACAUGCCCGCGACCGUCUUCCACAUGCUCCUCAGCAAGAUCUACAAGCGCACCAUGUAA
Molecule: messenger RNA, 1053 nt
Organism: Saprolegnia diclina VS20
Lineage: Eukaryota; Oomycota; Saprolegniomycetes; Saprolegniales; Saprolegniaceae
Exons: 9
Coding region: 1-1053 (350 amino acids)
Biological process (GO): trans, trans-farnesyl diphosphate biosynthetic process
Cellular component (GO): cytoplasm
Molecular function (GO): dimethylallyltranstransferase activity; (2E,6E)-farnesyl diphosphate synthase activity
Source: RefSeq, a predicted model, not a curated record